This is a messenger RNA of Leptosia nina, 570 nucleotides long. Lineage: Eukaryota; Metazoa; Arthropoda; Insecta; Lepidoptera; Pieridae. The record is from the annotation of a GenBank genome assembly.
AUGAGCGGCAUAAUAACGAAAGUGCUAAGUCUACCCGUGCAGUUCCCACUCAUCCGCGGCAUGGUGUCAUAUGCCAUAAUCUGGCCGACAUGCAGCAUCACCCAGGAUUACAUAGCGAACGGCACGCCCAUACAAAACGCUGACUGGAACCGGGCCGCUCGCUUCGGCUUCUUCGGAACAUUUUUCAUGGCACCCGUAUUCUACGGCUGGUUGAAGUUCUCAAGUCGGUUCUUUAAACGGAAAAAUCUAUACACAGCUAUAAAGAGGGCGCUGAUAGAGCAAGUCUCGUAUUCCCCGCUUGCUAUGGCGUAUUUUUUCUUCGGCAUGAGUCUGUUAGAACGAAAGCCGAUAGCGAAUUGCGUGAAGGAGGUGAGAGAGAAGUUCUGGCCGACGUACAAGAUUGGCGCCAUCUUCUGGCCCACAGCGCAGACUAUAAACUUCUAUUUUGUAUCCGAGAAGAAUAGAAUUGUGUUCGUCAGUGCUGCCAGCUUCGUUUGGACGAUUUAUCUUGCGCACAUGAAAGCUAAGAAGCAACAAGCGGAAACUUUUGGUGGUGAUGGGGAAAUUUGA